Messenger RNA from Mesorhabditis spiculigera, 447 nucleotides. The record is from the annotation of a GenBank genome assembly. Lineage: Eukaryota; Metazoa; Nematoda; Chromadorea; Rhabditida; Rhabditidae.
AUGCUGCACAUUCCACAAAUUGCACUUCACCACAUGUUUUGGGGGUUCGCCGAAUGGGAGCCGGCGAUGGAUGCGUUGUUGGCGUUGCUGGAGGCGCUGCUGGUUCAGUGCCCGCCGGCCGGAGGCAUGACCCGCCUCUUGUAUUAUUCCUUGGACUUCAUCGGAAUGCCGUCACUGCAUGACAUGGCGGUCGUGUUCCGGCUGCCCGAGCGACUACUCACCUACCUCGAGAGACCGGAUAUUCGCAGCCGUGGCGAUGUACAAAUUUUCUCACAUGGCCGGCUGAAGUUCUCCUGUCACGACACUCAAGAGAAUCGUUGGAAGCAAGCCCGGUUUCUGGUGACGAUCGCCCAGAAUUACGGUAAUCGCAGAGGGCAGCUGUAUGCGGAACAACGACAUCGAGCUGAGCCAAAUUUCAACGAGUACACCCUGGAAUGGUCAAACUAC